Messenger RNA from Racocetra persica, 936 nucleotides. Lineage: Eukaryota; Fungi; Glomeromycota; Glomeromycetes; Diversisporales; Gigasporaceae. The record is from the annotation of a GenBank genome assembly.
CUCAUUAUGAUAAAACAAAGCAUGUGAUAAGUUGUAAAUUGGGAACGAUUACUCCAGAAGGCACUGCAGCUAAUUUUGGGAUCAAUGUUGCCUCACAACAAAAGACAGAAAAGAGUAUGACGGAGCUGCAAAUUGAGCAAAACCAACUGUUUAAUUGGAGUAUGGAAACAAAGGACGGUAAGAAACUUGACCCCUUAUUCGGACCCGGUUAUACCGGUAUUAAAAAUUUAGGUAAUAGUUGCUAUAUGGCAUCUGUUCUGCAAUCCAUAUUCUCUUUGGAUGUUUUUCAACAAAGGUAUUACCCUACUGCUAUGGAACACCAUACGCAAUGCACGUACGAUAAUCCAGCAAGCUGUAUUCAGUGUCAAUUAUCUAAACUUGCCGAUGGUUUAUUGAGUGGUCGCUAUUCCCAACCUACUCAGAUUGUCAAUGGUGAGAAUGAACAACCGGAGCAAGAUGGUAUAUCACCAAGCAUGUUUAAGACACUUAUUGGGAAAGGACAUGUCGAGUUUUCCACGAUGCGGCAACAAGAUGCUUUUGAAUUCUUUCAACAUCUUAUUAUGACAAUUGAACGCAAGGAGCAUAAUAACCCAGGAAAUGAUCCGACAAAAAUAUUUAAAUUCACAAUUCAAACGCGUCUACAAUGUGUAGAAUGUAAACGAGUUCGAUAUAAGGACAGCACAGAAUCAUCCAUUUCAAUAUCAGUGCCCGCGAAUAAGAUUGAAGCAAAUGAGAAUAACGAAGCUGAAUACGAGCCUGUGAAUUUCGAACAAUGCUUACAGUUGUUUGCUGCAGAUUCGGCAAUUGAAUAUAUGUGCCCAGCAUGCAAUAAAAAGACAGUUGCUAUGACACACACAAGAUUUUUAACAUUUCCUGAAGUUCUCGUAGUCCAUACACGAAGAUUUGAAGAAGAAAAUUGGGUUCCUCGUAAAAUUA